This is a messenger RNA of Nannospalax galili (Upper Galilee mountains blind mole rat), 1134 nucleotides long. RefSeq names its product Wnt family member 8B (gene Wnt8b). The transcript has 6 exons. Gene Ontology annotation, biological process: cell fate commitment; neuron differentiation; multicellular organism development. Lineage: Eukaryota; Metazoa; Chordata; Mammalia; Rodentia; Spalacidae. Gene Ontology annotation, molecular function: frizzled binding; cytokine activity. Bases 20 to 1009 code for a protein of 329 amino acids. Gene Ontology annotation, cellular component: extracellular region. The record is from RefSeq and is a predicted model, not a curated record.
AGUGCACCCAUAUCAUGCAAUGUCAGUGAACAAUUUUCUGAUGACUGGUCCAAAGGCUUACCUGAUCUACUCCAGUAGUGUGGCAGCUGGUGCGCAGAGUGGAAUUGAAGAAUGUAAAUACCAGUUUGCCUGGGACCGCUGGAACUGCCCUGAGAGAGCCUUACAGCUGUCGAGCCAUGGUGGACUUCGCAGUGCUAAUCGGGAGACAGCGUUUGUACACGCCAUCAGCUCUGCUGGGGUCAUGUACACCCUGACUAGAAACUGCAGCCUUGGAGAUUUUGACAACUGUGGCUGUGAUGACUCCCGCAAUGGACAACUGGGGGGCCAAGGCUGGCUGUGGGGAGGCUGCAGUGAUAACGUGGGUUUCGGAGAGGCCAUUUCCAAGCAGUUUGUGGAUGCCCUGGAGACAGGACAGGAUGCCCGGGCAGCCAUGAAUCUGCACAACAAUGAGGCUGGCCGCAAGGCGGUGAAGGGAACCAUGAAACGCACGUGCAAGUGCCACGGCGUGUCCGGCAGCUGCACCACGCAGACCUGCUGGCUGCAGCUGCCGGAGUUCCGCGAGGUGGGCGCGCACCUGAAGGAGAAGUAUCACGCGGCGCUCAAGGUGGACCUGCUGCAGGGUGCGGGCAACAGCGCGGCGGGUCGCGGCGCCAUCGCCGACACCUUCCGCUCCAUCUCCACGCGCGAGCUGGUGCACCUGGAGGACUCCCCAGACUACUGCCUGGAGAACAAGACUCUAGGGCUGCUGGGCACCGAGGGCCGCGAGUGCCUGCGUCGCGGGCGAGCGCUGGGCCGCUGGGAGCGUCGCAGCUGCCGCCGGCUGUGCGGGGACUGCGGGCUGGCUGUGGAGGAGCGCCGCGCCGAGACCGUGUCCAGCUGCAACUGCAAGUUCCACUGGUGCUGCGCGGUCCACUGCGAGCAGUGCCGCCGGCGGGUCACCAAGUACUUCUGCAGCCGCGCAGAGCGGCCGCCGAGAGGCGCCGCACACAAACCUGGAAGGAAACCCUAAGGGUCUCCUGGCUCCUUCCCCCAUUUGUCCUUGGUUGAUUUAGAGACCCCAGUGCUAGAGGAGUCCAGGGAGUGGGAACCUUGCACUCCCUAGCAGCCGUUCUGACUGGGAGACGCUGCAACCUC